Molecule: messenger RNA, 2932 nt
Organism: Chironomus riparius
Lineage: Eukaryota; Metazoa; Arthropoda; Insecta; Diptera; Chironomidae
Source: the annotation of a GenBank genome assembly
CAAAUUAUUUUUGCUUUGCUGAAUAUAAAAAAUAAAUGAAAAGAAACAAUAUUUCUUCAUUCAUAUGGAUAAACUAAAAUUUAUUUCGUAAGCUUGAUCAGUUUAAAAAUCCAGCGAAGAAAAAUCAGUAAAGAAAAUAACUAAGUACGGACAACGGACAGAGAGAACCAAUUCAGAGAUAUAAUGACGGACAGCAGCAUGUCAACAACAAGCUCGAACGACUUAAACUCGCAUCAUGGUAUUCACCAAGCGAAACGGCUACGAACGAUAAAGCUGAAUCGCCCACAUACGGGUAAAAACCAUGCAAAUCUCACAAUUGGCCAUCCAUUAAUGUCAUCAUUUGGAUUUACGUUGCGCGGUGGACGAGAGUUUGGAACAGGAUUUUUUAUAUCAAAUGUUAUGAAGGGCAGUGAAGCGGAUAUAAAAGGACUAAAAUCUGGCGAUCAAAUAAUUCGCGUAGGCAACAGUACAGGAAUGUAUCGUGUUGACGAUGCUGUGCAUAAAGAAUUAUCGCAAUUUAUUGCAAGUCAAAACCGUUUAAUUCUUAAAGUUAGAGGUGUUGGAAUUCUUCCCGUCAAAGACAAAGCCUCUGAUCCAUUAACUUGGCAUGUUGUUCCUUCUCAAAACUCAUUACCUUUUACACAAGAUGAAUCACAGACAUCAAGAGACGUGCGAAUUAUACUUAAUGUUGCACCACAUACAAAGCUUGGCUGCGGAAUUUGUAAAGGACCAGAUUGGAAACCGGGAAUUUUCGUGCAAUUUACAAAAGAAAAUGGAAUUGCAAAAGAGUCAGGCCUUCAGCCAGGCGAUCAGAUAGUUAGUUGUAAUGGAAUAGACUUUAGAGAUAUAUUAUUUAGUGAAGCUGUCGCAGUCAUGAAAUCAUCGUCAGUUCUGGAAUUAUUUAUUCAACCUGGUGCCGGUUUAGAUCUUUUUCCGAGUGAAUCUAGUGGCUAUAAUUCAAGUGCAAGUAGCGUAACAGGAGAUCAAAGUCCGUGUUGGAAUGAAGCAGCUAAGAGACUGAGUAUUGUACGAGAGGAAUCGACAAAUUCAAAUGAUCGAAUGACUGGAACAUUUAAAUUAAGAUCUAAAAUUAAAGAUAAGCCAUUACAUGUGGAAGUACCGAAAGUUCCUGCCAGUUAUAUGAAAAAUCAAAACUCAAAUCUCAAUAGUAAUAAUAAUAGUAAUAACACUGCUAAUACGACCAUCAUAAAAUUGACAGAAAAUGGGCCUACACUUAUUAACAAUACAAUGAUACCAGGUCUCACAAAAGGCUACAAUGAAACAAGUAUUGGGAGUAAUAACAGCAAUAAUGAAAACGAAACGACACCAAAACUUGAUCCGUCAAGAAAAAUAGCAGACAUAUGUUUCGUAUCAAGGCAGAAUGAGACGAAAAUUGUUACAGUCGAAGUGCAUCAAAGUACGCAAAAUGGAGGUCAAUUGCAAGCAGUUAAUGGAAAGAUUAAUAGUGCUGCGGCUUUAGUUAAUGAAAUUAGCCGAGAAGAACAUGAUUCUAAUUCAUCCUCGACGAGCAGUUCGUCCCUUAGUAGUGCCAUUAGUGAUGAGCUUAAGCGACGUGCUGAGAAAAAGUUAAGAGAACAGCAACAGAAUCAUGUCGUCGACAGCAAUCAAAAUAACAACAACAACAUUAAUAAUAAUGCCAGCAUCAACAGUAAUACUCAACCGCCAUCAUCAACAGCCACAACUCAUCAAGAGCAACUACCUCAAAAGUCUGCACCGUCAAAUAACAUUCAUGAAAUUCUCAUGGAUGAAUUUAAGAAAGCACACAAGAAAAUGUUCAAAAAUGGAUUUGUUGAGAAUGAGUAUCAGCAGCGAAUGACCGAUGAUGACAGAAGGGUUACACAAACGACGGCAGCAUUAAUGAGCAAGCUUGGCAAUGUUGAAGAACGUCAAUUGGAGCUGAAGAAGAACGGAACCCCAAGAAUCAUCACAAAUGGCACAGAGAAGAAGAAACCAGCUCCAUUGCCACCUCCUAAGAAAUUCGAUAAGCAAAUCUCAGCACCGAUUGUAAAAUUCAAUGAGGCAAAAGAGCCGUGGACACCGCGACCCGACUAUGAUUCGCCUGAGCGCACAUUCAAUAGACUACAGACUGAACAGCAGUAUCAACAACAUUCACAAAAAGGUACAAUGAGUAGAAUAACAUUACAAGAAUUAGCAAAGUCGAAAGGUGACGUAGCUGAAAUGGAAUCGAUUGAGUCAUUCAAAUUAAAUUCACCGGCAUCAAAAAUUCCUGCACCACCUCCCAUGUACUUUCAGGCGCAGACAUUUGAGCCGACGACAUUGAAGAAAGUGCAACAGAAACCAGUUUCUGUUAUUGUUAGCUCGUAUAAUUGCAAUAAGAAGGAACCAGGAAAACUUGAUUUUGUUGAUAAUACAAAUAUUUUUGAUGAGAAUGCAAAUGUUGAUAUGUCAACGAGACUAAAAUAUGAACUUGAAAAGACUUUAUCGCGAUCUAAUUUACGUAGAUCCUUAGAUAAUAUUUUAAAGCCAGAUUCAGAGCCAUCAUAUGAAACGAUUAAUGAUCGUCACAUUGCUCAAAUGCCGAAGAAGCAUGAACCAUCGACUCUGAAUGGAAUCCUGAAGAAUGGAACAAACAAAAUGAACAGCAACACCAUACCUAAAAACAUAUCAUUCGAUGAUAAUUUAAAAUGAAAAUGAAAUUAUUGCAGAAAUUAUUUUUCUUUUGAUCUUUUUUUUAUUAUUAUUUCAUCUACAAUUAAUUAAUUAAUCUUAAUUGAUAUACUUUCUUAUUAAUUAUACAAAAAAUAAUAAUUUGCAUUAAAAUCUUUAAUUUAUAAUUCAUUCCAUUGUAUAUUAAUAUCUAUGCAUAGUAAGUCACAAUUAUUACUAUGUAAUUAGUGAAGUUUAAAAUAAUUUCAUAUUUUUUUGAAGCUUAAUGUAACUUAAUCAAUAA